AUGCCUCUACAGGUUAUCAACACGCUGGUAGAUAUCUUUAUUGAGAAAAUACGACCACAAUAUCCCUUUUACGACGAGGAAACCUUGAACUCUUUUCGUCAGUCUGUUAUCCAUCCAGGCGCAGAAGAUUCUGAAGAGCCACGAGCCAAAGUCAGCCAUUUCGCGGUUUCCAUGAUGAUGGCUAUCAGUGUCAUGACCUCCAGAACCACAGACCUUGUCAAGCAGUCUGUUCUAGCUGAGUCAUUGUACCGAGAUGCACUGCUUUACUACGAUCGUCUGGGUCCCAGUACACUGACAAAGUUGCAAUGUACCAUGUUGCUAGUUCUCUACUCCAUAUUUCGACCAGGCGAUGUGAACAUUUGGAACGUGAAGAGCCUUGCGAUGCGCCUUGCAGUUGCCAUGGGACUACAUCGAGAAACCUGUGGCGUUGACGACGCUUUCGAUGACUCGACAGCCGACCUUCGUAGAAGAAUCUUCUGGACCCUCUAUUACUGGGACAGAGCAAUAUCAAUUUCCUCACAUCGGCCGCUCGGCAUUGCCGACAAUCAUAUCGACGUAUCACUGCCAUGUGUUCCAGCAGGUGACCGUGUCACAGCCAGAUUCGUCAGGUCUCUCACGCUUCGCCAAAUACAAUCUGAAGUCUAUUCGGUCAAUUUCUUCGGCAAGAGUCUUGGAGACACUCCAUACGAAACUUGGGUUGAGGCAACCGAGCAAAGACUGUCAAGCUGGGCUGACGAAGUUACCUCUCUUGGAGAUCAUGGAUUCGAUUUCUUUGAGUUUAUAAUCUCCACUGUCUUGCUUCAUCUGCAUAGACCAUCUCAAGCGAGGCCAGUGUUGGGCGAGAAUGCCGUACUGGCAUGCUUUGAUGCUGCUGCUAGUAUACUGCAGGGAUACUGGAGAAUGAUAGUAAGGGGGUUUCUCAAAUACGACUGGCACAUGGCACACCAAGCAUUUGAAGCAGGAAUUGUUGUUCUUUAUGUUCUGAGGCACUACAAGACGGUGCUUGAGUCGCAUCGCACAACUGCCACCAUUCUCGAGGUUGUCAACGGCUUCACCAACGUCUUUAUGCUUCUUUCGAGACGCUGGCCAGCAUCCAUCAAUGUCGAGGAGACUUACGAGCGCAUUAAAAUCAAAGUUCUGAAGCAAUUCCUUGCUGGUAGAUCCAGCGAAGCGGCACGCCUUGAAAAUGAUGAGCUGGAUAGGCUUGUGAGGUGGGACGCACAUCCGUGUAUGUAUACCGCUAGUGAAGAAGAGAAGAUACACCAAGGCGCCUUCUCAUUCCAAAGUCACAGCCAGGAACAUGACUUGGGAUUUUUGUCCUCAACUCAGAAUCCCCAGCUACUAGGUGUACCAGCCACGUCUCUCAACUCGACAUUAACAAUUCACGUGUUCGACCCGUUGAGAACGAAUCCUGUUGUUGCAAAUCAAGAUUUUACCGAGAUGGCAGAUUUCUGUGACAUUGAUUGGAAUACUGCGAGGUUAGAGGCUUUCACUGAUCCUAGUUUUCUGCAUUGGGCAAUGUAG
This is a messenger RNA of Capronia coronata CBS 617.96, 1524 nucleotides long. RefSeq lists its product as uncharacterized. The transcript has 4 exons. Bases 1 to 1524 code for a protein of 507 amino acids. Lineage: Eukaryota; Fungi; Ascomycota; Eurotiomycetes; Chaetothyriales; Herpotrichiellaceae. Gene Ontology annotation, biological process: positive regulation of transcription by RNA polymerase II; DNA-templated transcription. The record is from RefSeq and is a predicted model, not a curated record. Gene Ontology annotation, molecular function: DNA-binding transcription factor activity, RNA polymerase II-specific; zinc ion binding; sequence-specific DNA binding.